Messenger RNA from Magallana angulata, 672 nucleotides. RefSeq names its product multiple epidermal growth factor-like domains protein 10. The transcript is spliced from 6 exons. NCBI's taxonomy places the organism in Eukaryota, Metazoa, Mollusca, Bivalvia, Ostreida, Ostreidae. Bases 1 to 672 code for a protein of 223 amino acids. Gene Ontology annotation, molecular function: scavenger receptor activity. The record is from RefSeq and is a predicted model, not a curated record.
AUGAAACCCAAUGAACAGAUUACCUUGGAAUGUGACAGUGGUAAGUACGGACCAGGAUGUAGUUUAAACUGUGGAGCCUGUGUCAACAACACGCAGUGUCAUCACAUCAACGGGAGUUGUCUACAGGGGUGUGGUCCAGGAUACAGGGGUCAGAAAUGUGAUGAAGAGUGUGGCGGUGGUAGGUACGGAUCAGGAUGUAGUCUAACCUGUGGAGCCUGUAUCAACAACACACUGUGUCACCACAUCAACGGGAGCUGUCUACAGGGGUGUGAGCCGGGAUACAAGGGGCAAAUGUGUGACAAAGAAUGUGACAGUGGUAAGUACGGACCAGGAUGUAGUUUAACAUGUGGAGCCUGUAUCAACAACACACAGUGUCACCACAUCAACGGGAGCUGUCUACAGGGUUGUAGUCCGGGAUACAAGGGGGUAAAGUGUAACGAAGAAUGUCCCUCUGGUACAUAUGGCAUAUACUGUAGAGAAACCUGUAGCGUGAACUGUAACAUUUGUCAACACUGUAACAAAACAUCAGGAGAGUGUUUGGGAGGAUGCCAGCCCGGCUGGAAGGGAUUUCAUUGUGAUCAAAGUAUGAUGUAUGCAUCCAGGGAACCUACGGAAAAGACUGUCAGCAUAGAUGUGGUUCCUGCAAUAAUCAGACUCACUGUCACUAUGUGA